This is a messenger RNA of Cladocopium goreaui, 510 nucleotides long. The record is from the annotation of a GenBank genome assembly. Lineage: Eukaryota; Dinophyceae; Suessiales; Symbiodiniaceae.
AUGCGAUAUGUGUUUUUAAGUAGUUGUGGGAAAUGCGCAAAGAUUGCGCUCCAGAUUUGUGAGGAUGUGCUGAGGAUCCUUAAGCACGCAGCGCUUAAGGGGCAGCCUACUCACGGCUCUGCCACCCGGGACGGCGCGGCCCUGGAGGCCGCCGAGCGUCGCAAGCACCGGGCUUACCCGGAAUUGCUGCGCGGGGGGCCACAACGCCUCCUUGUCCUCGGCGCCGAAACGGGGGGGCGAUGGAGCCGCGACUGCUUCUCCCUCAUGCGCAUCUUGCUGACUGCCCGAUCGCGCCGCACGCCGUCCCUAGUGCGCCGGGCCAUGUGCUCUGGGUGGCAGCGGCGCUGGUGGGCGCUCCUCGCCUGUGCGGUGCAGCGUGCCGUGGCGAUGAGCGCCACCUCGGCGCCAUGGGCUUCCACGCCCCCUACGCCUGCCACACCCCCUUGCCCCUUGGCCAUCCUCUCUCUGGCUGACUUCGCGGGCCCCAGCCGCCUCGGCUUCCCUGCGUAG